This is a messenger RNA of Micropterus salmoides (largemouth bass), 3181 nucleotides long. Its product is annotated as G-protein coupled receptor 22-like. Bases 1427 to 2749 code for a protein of 440 amino acids. Lineage: Eukaryota; Metazoa; Chordata; Actinopteri; Centrarchiformes; Centrarchidae. Gene Ontology annotation, cellular component: membrane. Gene Ontology annotation, molecular function: peptide binding; G protein-coupled receptor activity. Gene Ontology annotation, biological process: G protein-coupled receptor signaling pathway. The transcript is spliced from 5 exons. The record is from RefSeq and is a predicted model, not a curated record.
AGAAACAAGGCAGCACAAAAGACAGAAAGAUAACAAAGGAAAAAUUACAGACUUGAAAAGAUUUCAAGGAGUGUUAAAUCUGAUUAGUGGAGCGCAGAGGUGUUAAAAAAAGAGAAGGAGAAGACAGUUUCAGAGAGGGGAGAAGAAGGGGGAGGGAACAAUCGAUGAGUAGGAAGGGCUGCUGGAGGAAGAGACAGAGCCACAGAAAACGAAGCACAGCAGAGAGAAGAGAGGGGGAGGCAGAGGAGCAGCGUCAGUAUCUUUCUUGCUCCCUACAGACUGAAUGCUUUCUUCCACUCAAAUUAUCAUUCUGAAAGGACUCAACAGUGUGGCAAAAGGUCCUUGAAUGAUGGACGGCUAUGCUAAAUCUUAGCCACUCAGGAUUAUCACCUGUGGGAACUUCGCUACCUUUUGGGAUUAAAAUUACAAAGCCCUACAGGGAAGGAAAGCACACCGAUAGAGCCAAGGAUCACUGACGACUGGUCUUUGUCUAGAGGAUUAAAGAUGGAAUGUGAUUGAGGAAGAAUGCAAGGGAAGAUGAUGACGAUGGUGAUGAAGAAGGGAAAUUAAAUUAUCUGCUUCAAUCAGUUAAUAUCUCACAGUCUGUGAAAGAUAAAGCUGGAGUAAGAAGGCUGUGAAUGUCCAAGAGUCAAGAGAUUAGUGUCUUUGAGUGGUCUCCAAACAUGACCUACAUCGCUGAUCUUUGGUGCAACUCUGUCCACCUUUGGAUCACAGGAAACUGAAGGGUUUGACUGGUCGAGUCCAGAAGAACAACUACACAAGCUUGUUUACUAUUUCUCUUGAAUCCUUCCCUAUAUUCUUUCUUCUCUACCUUCUCCCUUCACCGUUGUCUGGAAUAUGAAACCUGACAUGGUCUGAUAUAUGGCGCAAUGGACCAUAUCAGGACCUUUACCUUUUCCAGAGAGGUAAAGACACGAGUGAGAAAGACAUACAAUACCUGAAAAGUGGUGAGAGGAAGAUUGUUCUGGCACUGGCAUCAUUUUCAGGCGAGGAUGAAACUGGAGGCAACAGUUGAAGCACAAAGGACAAUGACGAGACAGAGCUAACCAUGAAAGAAAGCAUUGAUCUUAGUGCACUGCACUGAUGUUGCAAAGCACAUGCCCCCCAACAAAGGGGCGGGUGUGUGUUGCUUUCUGUGUUCUACAAACAGAGUUUUCUCUUUGCCUGAGUUGAGAUAGUAUCCCAAAAGCUAAAGCUCACGGAAGACUUUACACUGUCCGUCAAAGUUUGAUAAGUUCACAGACAGAAUGGUGCAAAUAAAGUCGAUCAAGUGAAGAUUGACCUUGUCAUGUCAGAAUAUGAUGGGAUGGUUUAAUGUACUCCAAGUUUUUUGUAGUUACUAUUUUGCUGCUAAGCUGGAGAGGACAGUGCUGGGAGGGAGUGGCCUCUUCCUCCCAUCAGGAUAAUGCACACAUCCCCAAUGCUGAUCUCCGUAGCCACCAUGAGCAACAUGACGGUACUUGACACUGCUGAUCCCUAUGACCUUGAUGUGACCUCCUCUGAGGCCGUCUACCCCAUCAGCUUUCAGGUUUCUCUGACAGGUUUCCUGCUUUUGGAGAUAGUUUUGGGCUUGAGCUCAAACCUCACUGUGCUCAUCCUCUACUGUAUGAAACAGAACCUCAUCAGCUCUGUGUCCAACAUAAUCACCAUGAACCUGCAUGUGGUCGAUGUGUUGGUGUGUGUAGGCUGCAUCCCACUGACAGCAGUAGUGGUGUUACUUCCUUUGGAGGCGGACACGGCCAUGAUUUGCUGUUUCCAUGAGGCCUGCAUCUCCUUUGCAAGCGUAGCUACAGCUGCUAACGUCCUAGCCAUCACUGUGGACCGCUAUGACAUCUCAGUGCGGCCGGCAAACCGCGUGCUUACAAUGGGUCGAGCUGUAGCUUUACUAGGAUCCAUCUGGGCUCUAUCCUUUUUCAGUUUCCUGGUUCCCUUCAUGGAAGUAGGGUUUUUUAUCAACUCUGGUUCUGAGGUUUUGAACCAGACUGCAGUGGUCACCGUGGCUCAUACAAAUGAGUACUACACAGAGCUAGGUUUGUACUAUCACCUGCUAGCACAGAUCCCUAUAUUCUUUUUCACAGCUGUGGUAAUGCUAGUGACAUACUACAAGAUCCUUCAGGCACUGAAUAUUCGCAUUGGUACACGCUUUCAGCACAAUCUACCUAAAAAGAAGCAAAAGAGCAAAAACACCAUCUCUUUGAGCACUGGAACGCAAGCAGAAUCGACUGAUGCUUCACAGAGCAGCACAGGAGUCAGGGCAGGUGGGAACGCACCUUUGGGCAUGCGGGCUUCAGUGUCAGUCAUUAUUGCAUUAAGACGAGCAGUAAAGCGACAUCGGGAGAGACGGGAAAGGCAGAAACGAGUCUUCAGAAUGUCUCUUCUCAUUAUCUCCACAUUUCUACUUUGCUGGACUCCAAUAACUGUGCUCAACACCAUCAUCCUCAGCACUGGGCCCAGUGAUUUAACGGUUCGCCUCCGUUUGGGCUUCCUGGUGAUGGCCUAUGGAACCACUAUCUUUCACCCACUCCUCUAUGCCUUCACUCGGCAGAAGUUCCAAAAGGUUUUGAAAAGCAAGAUGAAAAAGAGGGUGGUGUCUGUAGUAGAAGCUGACCCUACGCCAAACAACGUGGUCAUCCACAACUCGUGGAUUGACCCCAGAAGAAACAAGAAGGUCACCUUCGAGGACACAGAAGCCAGACAAAAAUGUCUAUGCUCACAUGAUGCCGAGUAAUGGGAUUAACUCAAAUGUAAAUAUGUCAAAUAUGUACAGUAAAUGGGAAGUCGUUACACUCUACUCAUAAAAGUGAAGUAGACUACUACAAGAAUUUUACAAACUGGUUACUUAGAGAGAGAAGAGAUUGCUUUUAAUGCAAAUAUAGAGGUGGAAAGUAUUUGAAAAAAAGCAUGGAAGAAAUGUGACUAUGAUGGGGGAACAUACUACAGUCAAGAAACUAAAAAGAUGUGUGCUUAAUAAUACAUAGGUGUCAUAGGCAUACAAAGAGGGUAAUUUAUUGCUAUUUAUUGUGGAAUGUUGUGGAAUGCUAUCAAGGACAAUUUGGUAAGUCUGUAUCUAAGCAGCAGUGUGUAUUGUUCACGUAAGAUGUACACUCAUAUAGUCAAUACUUUGAUAAUGUUUGUCACCAUUUGUAAUAAAUGCCAAAUG